GGGGUGCCCUGGGGGGGCUGGGGGCGGCCCGGGGGGGCUCCCGGGGACGCCCCUGACCCCGUGUGCAGGCCGCAGAACGGCUCGGUGAUCCUCUACAACCGGAAGAAGGUCAAGUACCGCAAGGACGGCUACUGCUGGAAGAAGCGCAAGGACGGCAAGACCACGCGCGAGGACCACAUGAAGCUCAAGGUGCAGGGGGUGGAGUGCCUCUACGGCUGCUACGUGCACUCCUCCAUCGUGCCCACCUUCCACCGCCGCUGCUACUGGCUGCUGCAGAACCCCGACAUCGUGCUGGUGCACUACCUGAACGUGCCGGCCAUGGAGGAGGGCGGGCGGGGCUGCGCCCCCCGGCUCUGCGGACCCCCCCUCUGCCCCGGGGCCCCCCCGCUCUGCACCGCCUCCGCCGACCCCCGCGAGUGGCUCAAGUGGUCCCAGGAGGAGCUGGUGGCACAGCUGCGCCCCAUGUUCCACGGGGUGAAGUGGGGCUGCGGGAACGGGGGCGCUGCCCCCGGGCUGUCCCUGGAGCAGCUGGUGCAGCACGUGCUGGAGAGGCACCAGGCCCGGCCGGCCCCCCGCACCCACGCCUGCCUCUGCGCCGGGGGCCUGGGCGCUCCCGGCCACAAGUGCAGCAGCACCAAGCACCGCAUCAUCUCCCCCAAAAUGGACCGGGGGGGCUCGGGGGAGCCCCCCAAACCCGCCCCCUCCUCCUCCCCCGACACCACGCAGCCUUCCCCGGGGCUGGGGGACCCCGAGGGGCCCCGGGCCGCGCCCCCCGCUGCCGGGGGGCUGCCCCUGGUGGUGGUGGGCAGCCUCGGGGGGGGCGGCGCGGCGCCGGGGGGGCCCGAGCAGCCGCUGGGGCUGACCCCCAGCCAGCACCUGGUGGUGACCCCCGAGGGGUCGUGUCCCAGCGCCCCGCCGCCCCCGGCCGCCUUCGACCCCGACUGCUUCCUCAACAGCCCCCGCCGCGGGCAGACCUACGGCUGCGAGGCCGAGGCCCCCCCCGGCGCGCCCCCCCCGGGGCGGGAGGAGGAUGAGGAUGAGGAGGAAGAGGAGGAGGAGGAAGGGAAGCAGGGCGCGGGUCCCCAGGAGCCCCUCGGCGCCGCCCCCCUGCCCCAGCCCGCCUUCCCCCCCCACGAGGCCGGCGUGGCCGCCCUGCGCGUGGCCUGUCCCCCCCGGCUGCUCUCGGCCGCGGCGCCCUUCGAGUACCGGGCACGGGGGGCACCGCGGGGCCCCCCCGGGGCACAGCUGGACUGGCUGGCGCUGGACGAGGCUCAGUUCCGUCUGUCCAUCCUGGAGCGCCUGGAGCAGCUGGAGACGCGCCUGGGGGCCCUGCCCCCCCCCGCCCCCCCACGGGGGGCUCCCUCCGAGACCCCCCCCGAGCAGGGCCCAGGCUCGUCCUUCGAGGCGCGGGUGGUGGCCGUCUGCGAGGCCAUGAUGGCCCGGCCGGGGACGUCGGGGACAGCGGGGACAGCGGGGACCUCGAUGCUGGCGCACGGGGUGACCUUCCGUGGCAUGACACUGCUGCACCUGGCGGCUGCCCAGGGCUACGCCAGCCUGGUGGAGGCUCUGCGGCGCUGGCGGGCGCUGGCAGUUGAGAGCCUGGAGCUGGAGCAGGAGAUCGACCCCCUCAACGUGGACCAUUUCUCCUGCACCCCGCUGAUGUGGGCGUGCGCCCUGGGGCACCGGGAGGCGGCGGAGCGGCUGUGCCGCUGGGACCGGCGGGCGCUGGCCGUCCCCGACUCGCUGGGGCGGCUGCCGCUGGCCCUGGCGCGGGCCCGCGGCCACCUGGCCCUGGCCACCCGCCUGGAGGAGCUGCAGGUGUCACCCGCGUCCCCGCGCUGUCACCUGCCCGGCCUGCGCGUGCCGUCGCCGCUGUCCGCCAGCCCCGACACAGGGCUGAGCACAGCCAGCAGCCUGUCCUCCCCCUCGGGGCUCUCCGAGGGUCCCGGCUCCGUCCCGCUGCCCCCCGGCCCCCCUGGCCCCUCCGAGGAGGAGGGCUGGGGGGUGGCAGUGCCCCCCAGCCCCCCUGAGGACGCCCUGGCCCUGCCCUCGGACGCCCUGCAGGCCGAGGUGGUGACGCUGGCGCGACAGAUCAUCGAGGCCACCCCCGAGCGCAUCAAGCAGGAGGCACCGGGGGGGCCCCCGGGGGCACUGGGAGCACUGGGAGCAGCGGGGGGGACCACGGGGACCCCGGGGCCGGCCGGGCCAGCGGGGCUGGGUGCUGCCAUGGCCUGGCUGGCCACCUACCUGGAGAGCGUCGACCGUCCCCCCGCGCCCGCCCACAGGGCCGAGGCGGCCUCGCGGGGGUCCCCGGGGGUCCCUGAGCGGCCGCCCCCCCCCUCGGCCGCGGGCUGGGCCGAGUUCCUGAACGCGUCCGGGGGGGCGCGGGGCGAGGGGGGGGCCGUGGCGCUGCUGACCCUCAGCGACCAGGAGCAGCACGAGCUCUACGAGGCCGCGCGCCUGGUGCAGGGGGCUUUCCGCAAGUACCGGGGCCGGAGGCUGAAGGAGCAGCAGGAGCUGGCGGCCGCCGUCAUCCAGCGCUGCUACCGCAAGUACAAGCAGCUGACCUGGAUCGCUCUGAAGUUCGCCCUGUUCCAGCGGAUGACGCAGGCCGCCAUCCUGAUCCAGAGCAAGUUCCGCAGCUACGCGGAGCAGAAGCGCUUCCAGCGGCGCCGGCGCGCGGCCGUGCUGAUCCAGCAGCGCUUCCGCAGCCUCCGCCAGCACCGGUGGGACCCGCGGCGCCCCGGGGCCGGGGGGCGGCCCGCGGGGGUCCUGACCGCGCCCUCGUCCCCCCCCAGGAGCACCUUCCUCACCCUCAAGCAGGACCAGGCAGCCAGGAAGAUCAUGAGGUUCCUGCGGCGCUGCCGCCACCGGAUGGAGGAGCUGAAGCAGAACAAGGAGGUGGAGAGUUUACAGACGCGGGGCCUGGCCUCGUGAGCCCCCCGCGGGCUGCCCCCCUGUCCCCCCCCGGCGUGUCUGGGUGUCCCCAGGAGGGGGACAAGGGGGGGACAGCCCCCCGCGCCCCCUCCCCCGCAUGCCCAGACCCCACCCCGGCCCGCGUGGGCUCUUUGUACAAAGUUCCAUUAAAAAACGAGGAAGCGGGAAUGAAA
Passer montanus (Eurasian tree sparrow) is the source of this 3110-nucleotide messenger RNA. RefSeq names its product calmodulin binding transcription activator 2 (gene CAMTA2). Gene Ontology annotation, biological process: regulation of transcription by RNA polymerase II. The record is from RefSeq and is a predicted model, not a curated record. NCBI's taxonomy places the organism in Eukaryota, Metazoa, Chordata, Aves, Passeriformes, Passeridae. Gene Ontology annotation, molecular function: transcription coregulator activity; double-stranded DNA binding; protein binding. Gene Ontology annotation, cellular component: nucleus.